Messenger RNA from Carassius gibelio (silver crucian carp), 3333 nucleotides. Its product is annotated as sterile alpha motif domain-containing protein 3-like. The record is from RefSeq and is a predicted model, not a curated record. Bases 1106 to 2677 code for a protein of 523 amino acids. The transcript has 7 exons. NCBI's taxonomy places the organism in Eukaryota, Metazoa, Chordata, Actinopteri, Cypriniformes, Cyprinidae.
AAGCAGGUGAUGGGGAUUUAACGCUAAUCAUGGAACCGGCUUUACUGACGAGAUGCGCAUGAUCAUAUCGUUCGAUAUAUUGUCCAGCCCUAGUUAAAAAUAAAAAUGUUUAAGUGUAAUAUAUUUUUCUCCUGGUCCUUAUUUUAAAUAGGUCAUAAAAAAGAUCAAUAAUUAUCGAUAUCGACCGAUAUGAAACACUUGUAUCGUGAUAAAGUUUUCAGCCAUAUCGCCCACCCUAGAUUCAAGUUCUCCGUCGCUACCACGGAUUUCCGUCAUUCAAACUUCACAGAGGCAAUUUACAAAAAAGGGUUGGCUGAUUUUUAUUGACAGAUUGUCACACUCUACAGCCAAUGGUAUCGUUAACAGUGUGAGUGCGCCUGACCAAUGACAGUGUAGUGACCAUAAAUUUCAAUUGAAUGUCUGAUCUGAAGUGAUAAGUACACAGGUUAAUUUCUAAGAAAAUGAAUGCUUUACGUUGUAUUAGAAAGGACAGUAAUGGUAAUACAGUUCAUUUAAAUGUUUUGAAAGGGAAAUAAGAUGAAUUUUACAUGUAUGUUUAAAAGAGAAAUAUAUUACAAUUUUAUGGUGCUAAAAAGAUAAAUAGUGAUUGGAAAGCUGUUUAAAAUAUACAUCAUUCCUUAUAAAAGUCAGUAAUUUAAUUUGUGCUAUUUAAAAUACAGAUUGUGAAUUCAUGAUGAAUAAUUGUUUUGUUUGCACUUAAAUAUCCAUCCUCCAUGAGCAACCUUUAAAAUUUCCCUGACAUUUUCGUGUUAUAAUUUAUCUUAAUACCAGCAUUACAAGGCUUGCUUUAAGAUUGGACCAAGAGUGGACCAAGGGGUUCAAGUUGAGACUUGGUCAGCCUCUCAGGACAAACUAGACAUCACCUUCUCCUUCCCCUGAGGUGUGGCUUUCUGCCUUGAUCCAGUACCCUGGUGUUGUGGAUCAAGGAUUUCAAGUUGAGACGUGAUCAGCCUCCUAAAGAAAAUUGUGAAGAAGUACGGGGUCUUCAGUCACUUUGCCGUGUGCCUUGCAAGGACAAAAAACCUGCCUUCAUCUUCUCCUGGUUUCGUGGACCAAGGGGUUCAAGUUUAGACGUGGAUGCAUAAUGUCAAAACCGGCUCAACUCCGAGUGAUCCUUGCAGAUCAUGAUGUCCGUAAAGUUGUACUACCAUCUGGAAUCCCUGAGACAGUGGAUGACCUUCACUCAGUCAUUCGUGACACAUUUUACAUUGCCAGAGACUUCAGUCUUCACUAUAAAGAUGUUGAUUUUGAUGAGUUUUUCACCCUUUAUUCUACAACUGACCUCAAGGAUAAGGACACAAUCAAGGUUGUGUUUCUCCAGGACCAGGAGCCUGCAAUAACUUUAAACUUAACUGAUGUGACCAACACUGAUGUGACCAACAUGACUGAUCAGCCUUGUGAGGAGCACUAUGUUGAUGACACCGCAUCUGUGUCAACCGAUGACACACUGAUUCUCUCAUCUGAAGAUAGUCCAGGCCACCGUUCCAAGCGCUGGCCUGCUCAGUUUUCAAUUCCCAGCUUUUCUGGCCUCACAGAGAUCCAAAUUCAGUCAGCCAAUGAGCGCUUCAAAAAAUAUGGGACUCUUCUCACUACAAAAGAUUUAAUUCCACUACUCCCAGACAUCCUUGGAAAACUAGCGGAGGCUAUUUAUGAGUACACUGCUUAUCCAUCUAGUCUGCAGAUCGGUGAGGUUGGAGAGGCCCUCACUCAAAAGCAUCCCUGCCUCAAAGAACCAGGUUCCUUUAAUGGGUCCUAUGGAUGGGCGCAGCGCCUGAAAUAUAAGAUGAACAAUUUCAGAAGCAAACUUCGAGGUCUUGGCUGCCCUGAAGUUAAGGUGAACUCACUCAAGAGAAAACAAACAUAUGACCAGUAUCCGGCAAAGAAUCUGAAAAAACCAAAGAAGGCUGAGGUGAACUACCUACCCCCUCAUGCUCAAGGUGAAUCUACUGCAAGUUUGGAAAAAGAGAGAGUGGAGCUCCUAAGUGAAAUGAUGAAAAGGGACAACUCAAAGGUGGUAGCUCAGAAAAUGGCCAAGACGUUCAGCCUUCGUCGGGAGGAAAUAGUGAAAGAGGUCCCUGCCAUCAGUGACUGCAUGAAGCGCUGGCCUGCACUUUUUACUGAAGCACAGAUAAGUGAAGAAUUCAAGAGGAUAACAACAGUUAGCCUUGAAUCAACCUUUCUGGCCAAGCUUGACCAAUGCACCCCAAAAUUGAUGGCCUUGACUCAAUCAAAAGGAGGAGCUGCAGGCCUGAAGAUAAGGCACAUUAAGGACAUGCUUCUUGAGGACAACACAGUUGAAAGGCGGAGAGAAAUUGCCAUUCGCUGCCUCAUAGUCUAUCUUGGAGAGAAGGAGGAGGACCUUUUCAAACAGUAUCGUGAUGUGGAGGAGCUCGACGCAGACCUUGCGAUGCAAGUGAUGAAGAUUGCCAUCAUCGGUGAUGGGCGUGCAACCAUCGUAGUAGAGGGAACCAAGAUCCUGCAGGGGAUUGAUGUCGCCAGAUCCUGUGCUUUGCUGAUGGGGGUAAUCUAUGCUCUUAACCUUAGCUAUCCCAAGCAGUUGAAAUUUACCUUUGAGGCAUUCCAGAAGCUCUGCCUUGAGCUCGAUGGACAAAAAGCCAGCUCUAAAGUAAUGAAUCUCAAGUAUGGUAUUUUCUAGAGCGGACUUGAUUGACCUUGCAUGAGGGAGAAGCUCACAUCACACACACGCACACACACACAUGCAAACACACGUGUUCUUUUGUUUCUGUCAUAGUAUGAAUACCUACUGAGUGAAGUCCAAAUCAGUAAAAGUUAUCAGUAUAGAAAAGGAUGACCUCUGUUCUCUGAGGGUGUUAGUGUAUUUUGAACUUUAUAUGCAGUGCCUUCUUUUGUUGGAUAUUUCUCCUGGAGUUAGUCAGGAGUUUGAGCAGUCUGAUAUUGAUGAGAGAAGAGAUGAUGAUGUAAGUGCUGCCAAAGUUAAUUGAAAGAAGCUUUGCUCAUUUGAUGUUAAAAUUAGUGCCUUGAAUGUACAGCCACCUGUAAUUUUUUUUUUGAUCAUUUUCAUGUGUACAAGUCAAAGGAUGGUGAUUCAUGCACAUGGUUUUACUUAAUUUUAUAACACCGUUUCUCCUCAUAAAGCUUCUGGGUACAUGUUUUGUGUCUUAGGAGAAUGCAGCCUACAAAUGCUGCUGUUUGCACUUUCAAGGAUUUAGUGCUACUGUUAAUGUUAAAAAAUGGUUCGAAUUAAUAUGAAUAUUACUGUCUGAAUUUCUGUUCUUUUUGAGCACCCUUAGCUGCUGUCCAGUUGCUACGUUUUGAUACCCCCCUCAUGCC